AUGGCUCCACAGCAAAACAUCAACUUCCAGCCCGGUUUUGUUCCGCAGCAAAACAUCACCUUUGUACCCCCUCCAGCUCCCGCUCCUCAACCGCCCCCAGCAGCGUUGCCAGACAUUCAUUAUGUUACAGUAUAUGGCCCAUAUGGUAAUGUCAUCGGAACCCGACUCGAGACGGAGAAAGAGAAGGACGACAGGGAGUAUGCGGCGUGGAAGGCGGAGCACGGAGCCAAGUAG
Alternaria infectoria is the source of this 234-nucleotide messenger RNA. RefSeq lists its product as uncharacterized. Lineage: Eukaryota; Fungi; Ascomycota; Dothideomycetes; Pleosporales; Pleosporaceae. The record is from RefSeq and is a predicted model, not a curated record. The coding region runs from base 1 to 234 and encodes 77 amino acids. The transcript has 2 exons.